Molecule: messenger RNA, 1326 nt
Organism: Suricata suricatta (meerkat)
Lineage: Eukaryota; Metazoa; Chordata; Mammalia; Carnivora; Herpestidae
Gene: LCMT1
Product: leucine carboxyl methyltransferase 1
Exons: 11
Coding region: 138-1160 (340 amino acids)
Biological process (GO): C-terminal protein methylation
Cellular component (GO): cytosol
Molecular function (GO): protein C-terminal leucine carboxyl O-methyltransferase activity
Source: RefSeq, a predicted model, not a curated record
ACUGAGCCGCGCCAGCUGAGUUUGCUGGAGCCCAGCCCCUCAGUCCUGCCUUCUCGCAGGCUCGCUCUUUCCCAAGGUGUUUGUGGCUCCCGCUUCCAUGUCCCCGGUGGGCACAGCACCCCGGAAUCUCCACGCCCAUGGCCGCUAGCCUGAGGAGGCCGUCUUUCACGUCCUGUUCUUCCCCCUCCACAGACACGGACGACGAGGGUGUGCGCGGCACUUGCGAAGAUGCUUCUAUAUGCAAGAGGUUUGCAGUCAGCCUUGGCUACUGGCAUGACCCCUACAUCCAGCAUUUUGUCAGACUGUCUAAGGAGAGGAAGGCCCCCGAGAUUAACAGAGGGUAUUUUGCUCGAGUCCAUGGCGUCAGUCAGCUUAUAAAGGCAUUUCUACGGAAGACAGAAUGUCAUUGUCAAAUCCUCAAUCUCGGGGCUGGGAUGGAUACCACCUUCUGGAGAUUAAAGGAUGAAGAUUUUCUCCCAAGUAAAUACUUUGAGGUGGACUUUCCCACGAUAGUCACGAGAAAGCUGCACUGCAUCAAAUACAAGUCUUUCUUAUCACAGCCCAUCAUAGAGUUACAUUCAGAGGACACACUUCAAAUCGAGGGACACCUGUUGAAUUCAAAGAGAUAUGCCAUUAUUGGAGCAGACCUCCGAGAUUUACCUGAACUCGAAGAGAAGCUAAAGAAAUGUAACAUGAAUCCACAAUUGCCAACACUCCUGAUAACGGAAUGUGUGCUGGUUUACAUGACUCCGGAGCAGUCGGCCAACCUGCUCAAGUGGGCAGCUCACAGUUUCAAGACCGCUAUGUUCAUAAACUACGAACAGGUGAACAUGGAUGACCGGUUUGGACAGAUCAUGGUCGAAAACCUGCGGAGGCGGCAGUGUGACUUGGCGGGAGUGGAGACCUGCAAGUCGUUGGAGUCGCAGAAAGAACGGCUCCUGUCGAGCGGGUGGGAAACCGCGUCCGCCGCCAGCAUGAUGGACGUGUACAACACUCUGCCUCGAGCCGAAGUGAGCAGAAUAGAGUCACUUGAAUUCCUGGAUGAAAUGGAGCUUCUCGAACAGCUCAUGCAGCAUUAUUGCCUUUGUUGGGCAACCAGAGGAGGAGGUGAACUAGGUCUGAAGGAAAUCACUUACUUAUCUGUUGGAGGCCCAGGCUGAGCUGGGAGUGGACGCCCCUGACCUCCCCGGCGUGGAUGGGCCGCGUUUCCUGGACGGUGGCUGGCCCUGGGCUCGCCCCACACCCCCUUAAACCUCGCUUCCCGGGGCUGUCACGCCACCUGCUGUGCCCGUGACUUACCGUUUAAAUAAAUCUCAUUUGCCAGUU